GAUCACUUCAAACAGUUCAAACAAAUGAAAAAACAAAAACUAAAAAGGUGAAAAAACAUAAAAUUAAAACCGAUUAAAACAAAAAACUUCAGAUACCUACUUAUAGUACCUACCUCCUAAUGGUAAUCAGCUCUGAAAUUGGAAAUUUUGGAAACCACUGUUUUUUGUUUACAAAUUUCCCUCCAAAAAUCAAAAAUGGCGUCAUUUUUCCGGUAAAUAGGUUCAUUUGACUCAUUGUUCAUUACGUGAUUGAUUUUAUUAAUUAAAUUAUAAUUAAAUUUCGUCAAAUUAAUCCAAUUUAAUAUCAAAUCCCUGUGAAAUUAAUCGUACUGAACAAUUCACGACAUAAAUAUUGCAACGAAACGAUUCGCCAGUAAGUACGAGUAUGAAGAACAUUUUUUGCAAUUUCGUUUAAAGUUGAAUAUCCUCGAAUGUGUAAAAAUAACAUCGUCCCAAUGCAGUUCCAUAUCCAGGAGGAGAAGUUCAUACAUCGAGUUCGAGUUCCGGAAAAACACACCGAAGUUUUCAUCGAAGGUGGCGAAAAUCAUUAAUUAUCUUCACCCUUCAUCGAUGUAUGUAUGUAUUUGAUAACUCGACGUUUGAACUAUAUUGCCUUGUAUGUGGUAAAUAUUUAUGCCUAUGCUGUUGUGGAUCGAAUGUUCUGAUAAAGAAGAUGAUUGCAUCGAGAUUCACAGUUCGGAUAAGAUAAGCUUUUGUGUAGCUUGAAUGCUGUGGAGUGAAUCAUCGUGGGUUUUAUACUUGAUACGUAGACAAAAGAAGAAUGAAUCAACCUGCCUAUAGCCAGUAUCGCAUUCGAAGCAACCUUUCACAAAAGAAGCGAGAAGAAUCCCUAGACAAGUAGACAUUUGACUCUCAUCGACUCAUUCACAUAACAAUGAUAAUAAUAGAAUCACCUUCGUAACACGUUGAAACAUUCCUUUCAUACUUCAGUUCGCACACACACGGAAUUAUGUCACACCAUUGAAUAAUUACGCCUAAUCCGCGUACGUUCUUCACCCUCUCAUCUGUUUUAUUGGACACGAUAACGAUAAUCGGCUACGUACGUAUUCCUGGUCGUCGACGAAGGCUAAUGUUUACACCAUCGAGCAUCGAAAAAGGAAAACGCACCACCGUCGUUGGCUCGGAGCGUAAUUACCCCGGAACGGAGACGUUCAACGUACAGUUGGAGUAAUUGCGUUAAAUUCCACAUCGUCGUUGUCGGUGAUUACACUUCAAUCAAACAUUGCACGAGAGUGUUCUUUUUUCGGCCAAAUUAAAAAAGACAGGCGAGUUCGCGCACUCGUAUUAUUAAUUUACCGAGCUUUUUCUUUCACAAUUUUUUUUUUCAUGUUCGUAUAGCUUAAUGUGGGUAUUUUUCGCGAUCGUGUUGGAAAAACUAGGUCGUCCGAGGAAUGGCUAGCGUAGCUGUAUUCAACGGCGAACGGCGAGCGACGUAAUACGAGUAUAGUUUGUUGCACGAACCGAGCAACACUUGCGGCUCACAACAUCUACAUCAAGAUGCCCUAAAUAUGCUUCAUAUAUGAGUCCAGUGCGAACUGCUAAGAUUUAUCCGACGACGGGUUCAACUUUAACCCUUUUUGCACUACGGUUUACGGUACGUUUUGUCGAGUCAGCGAUACGGAAACGAUUAGCAUAAAGUGAGUGCAAAUUACCUACUAGCCACUUGUCAGCUCAAGGAUGCUGAUAUCGGGGUAAUUUUUUCAGUCAUAGAUGAUUUACGCGCAACGAAGUAAUUUUUAAUUGACCGAGUUAAUUGAAUGUGUUCGUCGAGUGUUGGAAAAAUUAGCUAACGUUUGUGUACGAGAUAUUCGGUGAUUUUUUUUUUGUAUCGGUCGUGUUGGUGAAUUGGUGGAAGAAUCGAAUUUCGAAUGCUGUAUUUGUGCUUCGAUUGGAAACAAGAAUUCGCUUUCGAAGAUUUAGUAUUGAAUUAAUUCUCGGUUCUCUUGAUGAUUUUUGGACCUGAAUCGAAUAAAAAAUGGUACAAGAGAAAGAUGCAAAAUCAGACGCCGGCUACUUCAUCAGCAGUUUCUCGUAUUGUCCACGUCCAUCGUAUUGCCAACAAUCAUCAUUCCUGCCUCAAAUAUGCCCGAGAACGAAUAACGAUGGGUUUCAUCAUAUGGCCAGAUUAAUGGAUUCGUUGAUCCUAGAUUCGCUGUCACCUUUCUCGCUGACUAAAAUCAGUCCAGUCAAGUCGUCGACGAAAACUGCCACGUUCGCGAAAAAAAUGCAAGCCAAGCCGGAACCUGUCAAGGUGUUUCACAAUUUCACUCAGCAGACGUCUCCGGUGCAUCGUCAAAGCCCUAAAACAGCCGUUGAAAGUCGAACCAUUCAUGGAAAUCUCGAUCCAGCCAAGAAGACACAUCAUGGAUCUGCAGAUUCGGUAGCUGAACGAUGGGCAGCGACGUUAAGGAGGCGAGAUCCCGAGAUACAACCUAUUUUUCCAUCUUUAGCUGGUACUAGGAAUAGAUCAUGUUCGCAUCCGAGCGCCAUCGGAGGUAAACCUUCGGCUAUUCCAUUCAGCCGUAAAAAUCGCCGAUUCAAUUUCCGACCGGUUGUGAAAAAAGCAAUGAACUUGAAUACAAAUCUCAGCAAUGGCAUCAAUGGCAAUGGCAAUAACAACAAUACCACUACCACUACCAAUGGCAAUGGCAAUGGCAAUGGCAGUGUCAAUGGCAAUACCAAUCAGCACCACAAUCACCACCACCAUCAUCAGCAUCAUCAAGAUACUCGUAAAAAACACGACUGUCUGCAUAAAUACAGCAGCAUCGAUGACGAUACUUCGAGUCGAGGCGGCAGUAGCGAAAAAGAAGAGAAAAUCUUCAGCCCGGCGGGCUACGAGCCUCAUCUGGUUGAGUCUUUGGAACGUGAUAUUUUGCUGAGGAAUCCGAAUGUGCAAUGGAAUAAAGUAGCCGGUUUGAACGAGGCGAAAUCCAUUUUACAAGAAGCUAUGGUUCUGCCGAUCAUAAUGCCUGAUUUUUUCAAGGGUAUACGAAGGCCUUGGAAAGGUGUACUUAUGAUAGGACCUCCAGGUACUGGAAAGACAAUGCUGGCCAAGGCGGUAGCUACCGAAUGCGGUACGACGUUUUUCAACGUAUCGUCAUCUACGUUAACUUCCAAGUACAGAGGAGAGUCGGAGAAACUAGUCAGAUUAUUGUUCGAAAUGGCGAAAUUUUACGCGCCUUCUACGAUCUUCAUCGACGAAAUCGAUUCGCUGUGUUCUCAAAGAGGCUCCGAUUCCGAACACGAGGCAUCCAGAAGGUUUAAAGCUGAACUGCUCAUACAUAUGGAUGGUUUAGUCUCUUCUGCAGAUGAUCACGUGAUUAUGGUAUUGGCAGCCACCAAUCAUCCUUGGGAUAUUGACGAAGCAUUCAGAAGACGAUUCGAAAAACGUGUUUUUAUUCCAUUACCGAAUAAGGAAACAAGAAUUUCGUUAUUGAAAAUAUGCAUGGAAGGAACGAAACUAGACGACGACUUCGAUUUUCAAAAAAUAUCCGAACUUUUGGACGGCUACACAGGCUCCGAUAUCGCCAACGUCUGCAGAGACGCGGCCAUGAUGUGCAUGAGGAAAAAAAUCCGUGGCCAGACUCCUCUGCAAAUUAAACAAAUUAAAAAAGCGGAUAUCGAUCUUCCGGUGACGACGGUCGAUUUCACCGACGCCAUUUCUCGCUGCAAGAGGAGCGUUUCAGCCGCCGAUAUGAACCGAUAUCAAACCUGGACCGAAGAAUUCGGAUCUUUUUGAGAAAAAAAAUCAAAUUAAUCAAUCAAACCUCCUCCUCGUUUUUCUUUUCUUCUUUUUGUAUCAUUCACGUAAUAAAAAUUUCUAUACGUGU
Planococcus citri (citrus mealybug) is the source of this 3851-nucleotide messenger RNA. It is a transcript of the gene kat-60L1, whose product is annotated as katanin p60-like 1. The transcript is spliced from 15 exons. The coding region runs from base 1997 to 3760 and encodes 587 amino acids. Gene Ontology annotation, molecular function: ATP hydrolysis activity; microtubule severing ATPase activity; microtubule binding. The record is from RefSeq and is a predicted model, not a curated record. Gene Ontology annotation, cellular component: microtubule cytoskeleton. Lineage: Eukaryota; Metazoa; Arthropoda; Insecta; Hemiptera; Pseudococcidae. Gene Ontology annotation, biological process: microtubule severing.